AUGGACUCACCGCCGUUCAAACCAAAGCCCGCAAUCCCCUCCCACCUCACCAAUGGCCCCUCGCCGCUCAGCAUCUCUACUGAAGCGCGUGACAGGAAGGAGAGGGACAAUCUGUUUGCUGCUAUAGAAAAGUCAAACCGCGGCCGCCAGAUUAUAAACUUCGAUGGACCGAACGGAUACCACCCCAAGUCGUCGACGAGCGCGAACAUGGACGGUCGCGGUCCUCACGACAGUCACAAGAUAGUCCACAGCGAGAUCGACGUGGAGGGUUACAACGAGGAUGGCCCUUCAAGAACACCGCUUGCCACCAGCCGCGCUCACAGCCCGUAUACCCAGCACCCCACCAUUGACUUUGACGGACUGAGCUGGCCAAGCCGAGGCACACGGGAGAGGAAGGAGGCAACGGAGAAUGCAAAGGAGGAACGCCUAGCAAAGCUGUCGGGCGCCGUGAGGACCAUCCUGGAGUGCGUGGGCGAGGACCCCGACCGCGAGGGACUGCUGGAUACACCAGAGCGGUAUGCAAAAGCCAUGCUCUUCUUCACGAAGGGCUACGAAGAGAACCUUCGCGACAUAGUAAAUGGCGCGGUAUUCCACGAGGACCACGAUGAGCUGGUGAUUGUCAAGGACAUUGAGUUCUUUUCGCUAUGCGAGCACCACUUGGUGCCCUUUUCUGGGAAGAUGCACAUCGGGUACAUCCCCAACCGCCGAGUGAUCGGUCUCUCCAAGAUCGCGAGAAUCGCCGAGAUGUUCUCCCGCCGUUUGCAAGUCCAGGAACGCCUCACCAAACAAGUCGCCCUCGCCCUCUCCGAAAUGCUCCAGCCGCAAGGCGUCGCCGUCGUAGUAGAGUCCAGUCACCUGUGUAUGGUGAUGCGCGGAGUUCAGAAGACAGGAGCAACUACCACCACUAGCUGCAUGCUCGGCCGGAUGCGGUCAACGGCGAAGACCCGGGAGGAAUUCCUGAAUCUAAUCAACCGGCGAUAG
Messenger RNA from Trematosphaeria pertusa, 981 nucleotides. RefSeq names its product GTP cyclohydrolase I. The transcript has 2 exons. Bases 1 to 981 code for a protein of 326 amino acids. Gene Ontology annotation, cellular component: cytoplasm. Gene Ontology annotation, molecular function: zinc ion binding; GTP cyclohydrolase I activity; GTP binding. Gene Ontology annotation, biological process: tetrahydrofolate biosynthetic process; tetrahydrobiopterin biosynthetic process. Lineage: Eukaryota; Fungi; Ascomycota; Dothideomycetes; Pleosporales; Trematosphaeriaceae. The record is from RefSeq and is a predicted model, not a curated record.